AUGGUCCACUGUUUCUGGCAACUCGAGGCAACUGAGCAGGAAUGGACGGAAGGACGACGUGACGCAUUGUUUCAGGGGAAUUUCACUAUUGAUGACGAUGACGAUGACGAUGACGAUGGCGAUAACGAUAACCAUGACAAUGACAAUGACGACUUUGGUGGUGGGGGUGACUUGAUGGGGGGAUGCUUCAUUUUUCAGAGACUUGGCUCGCUGGUUCGGGACCGGAUGAGAGGGGUGGGUGAAUGUAGGAUAUUUGAUGCUGUUUCCCUUUUAUCCUGA
Molecule: messenger RNA, 279 nt
Organism: Paracoccidioides brasiliensis Pb18
Exons: 2
Coding region: 1-279 (92 amino acids)
Source: RefSeq, a predicted model, not a curated record